GAGCUGUAAAUCGUGAACUAUGAAUAGGUAACCCCUGUUUGAUCCUCUGUCAGCUCAAAUUCUCACCGUGAUCAAAGAUGACAUUGCGAGGAAAUCGUUCCUGUGGUUGACAAAAAAUUGCGAUUCUUGCCGUCACCAUGGGUAGCCGCCGGGAUAAGAAUUCGGAAUCAGUGCGAAAGCGCAUCGAAUCGCAUACUUUCCAAAGUGAAGGUGGUGAAGAGUAUGAGAGUUCAAAAUUUGGAGGCUUCUCAGAUUAUUUUCGGCGCAAAAGGAUUAAAUUGCAAAAUUUGGAUGCAGAAGUCCGCUCUACAUCGACGGGAAAUUCAAAUAUUUUUCCCGGUAUCGUGGUGCAUGUUAACGGCUAUACACAACCCUCCUUGCGUGAUCUUCACCACCUGAUAGUAUCUCAUGGUGGUGGUUUCAUGCAAUACCUGGAUGGGAAAACCGCAGUUACUCAUAUCAUUGCAUCAACUCUGACUCCCCGAAAAGCAAUCGAGUUUAAGCGAUACAGAAUCGUGAAACCAGCUUGGAUAGUAGAUAGUGUGAAGGCUGGAAAGUGUCUUCCAUGGGAUUCUUAUCGUGUUCUAGAUGAGGGAGUCGGUCAACGAAUACUUGGAUUUAGUGGUGGUACAGUCGUUAAUCAAUCAGCAACCACACAGAGAGGCUACCGCGAUCAAACAAACGCAAGUUGGUACACCAGUCAGGUCAGAAAUGUCGCUGAAGAUAUUGAUGACGACGGUGGGCCUCAAUUUCCGAGCUCACAGGUACAAAAGAUUAUGUCGCAUAAUCCAGGCGUGUCAACUCCAUCACCUGCCGAUCAAACAAUUGAAGACAUCGAGGAAGUCGACCAAAUUCCGGUUUAUGAUCCUAUAAGCUCAGGUGGAAGCUUUGAAGUUUCAUCAUCUUUGGAAGAAGCCUUGAAGCACGCCGCCAAUGUUACUACUCCCGCUCGAAAAGCUGCAUUGAAGUCUAUACAGAUAUCAAAAGAUAGUUUUCUUAUGAAGAAAUCUCCCUCACUUUCCCCUGAUCCUCAGGUCUCACCAAGUCCAACACCUGUCACUCCUACUAAACCAAAAUUCCUCACGCCUCUCAGAAGAGAAGCACAUCAUGUUGAAAGGUCAAAUACACCUAAACACAUACCCAUUGAACCAACAUCGUUUCUUAACCCUAAGAAGAGAUCGAACGAUGAAGAAAUAACCAGCUCUCCCAAGAAAGCAAAGUUUGAGACGGCAGAAGAACACAAUGCAAUAUUGUUAGCAGACCCUCACAUGCGAAAGUCUACGACUGCAAACCCAGACUUUAUCAAACAAUACUAUUCCGAAUCUCGGCUACAUCAUUUAUCUACCUGGAAGGCAGAUCUUAAAUCAAAAUUUCAGCAGAUGGCAUCCGAGAAGUCGGCAUCUCAAAAACGGACAACAAAGCGGAAAUCUGGCUCCCGAAGAUACGUCAUGCAUGUAGAUUUCGACAGUUUCUUUUGUGCGGUAUCUCUCAAGAGCGCAUCUGAAUUUGUCGACAAACCUGCAGUUGUUGCUCAUGGCAGUGGAACAGGGUCUGAAAUUGCUAGUUGCAACUAUCCAGCUCGUGAAUUUGGCAUCAAAAAUGGAAUGUGGAUGAAAAGUGCGAUUAAAUUGUGUCCCGACAUCAAGGUCUUACCUUACAAUUUUCCAGCGUACGAGGACGCUAGCAAAUUAUUUUAUGAAGCUAUUUUAGAUGUCGGCGGUGUAGUACAAAGUGUCAGUGUCGAUGAAGCCCUCGUUGAUAUUACUUCUUUGUGUUUAGCCGCUGGUGGCACCGAUGGAGUCGAGAUCCUAGAGAAUAGUAUUAGGAGGGAACAAGAAAGAGCUGAUGAGAUUGGAAAAAAUCUUCGAAAGGUUAUCAAAGAGAACACAGAUUGCAAUGUAUCUGUUGGAAUUGGAGGAAACAUUUUACUUGCGAAGGUUGCACUUCGGAAAGCUAAACCGGCUGGCCAGCAUCAAAUCAAACCAGAAGAGGUUUUAGAUUUUAUCGGUGGACUUGAUGUAAAGAACCUUCCCGGUGUUGCCUACAGUAUUGGUGGGAAGCUUGAAGAGAUUGGAGUAAAAUUUGUGAAAGACGUCCGACAAUUAUCCAAAGACCGUCUGAUGACUGUUUUGGGUCCCAAAACCGGAGAAAGGAUAUGGGACUACUCAAGGGGUAUUGACAACAUGGAGGUUGGAGAGCAAGUCAUACGAAAGUCUGUUUCAGCCGAGGUGAACUGGGGAAUCAGGUUUACUUCACAGACUGAAGCUGAAGAAUUUGUUCAAAAUCUCUGCAUUGAGCUACAGCGUCGAUUAAUCGAGCAAAGGGUCAAGGGGAAGCAAUUGACUUUGAAAAUCAUGAGGAAAUCUGCCGAUGCGCCUCUUGAUCCACCCAAAUUCCUUGGUCAUGGAAGUUGCGAUACUUUCAACAAGAGCAUAGUCCUUGGUGUGGCUACCAAUGAUGCUGUAAUUAUCGGGCGGGAAGCAAUUUCAGUUCUCAGAAGUUACGGCUUCUCCCCUGGAGAGCUACGCGGCCUUGGUGUUCAAAUUACCAAACUUGAGCCUGUGAAAUUUACCAAUGGUACUUUACUUGAUGGCAGUCAAAGAAAAAUUAGUUUUGGUCCCCCUGUGGCAUCAAAGUCAAGCAAGAAAGCUACUGAGGAUCCUAUUAUUGAUGAACCAGAAACUCCAACGAAGCAGAGAAUAAUUCCAUACGCACAAUCUACAAAAAGACUUUCAGAAGAUGGCGUCGAUUUUACAGCACCAACGAAACCUAAAUCUAUCACGAAAUCAAUACAUACGGAGGAUCCUAUUGAUGAAAGCAGUCCUUUAAAAGCCCGACCAACUCCAGCUCACCCCGCGACUUUCCUUGCAAGAACAAAUGCUAGUGAUCAAAGUGCCAAAAAGCUCAAUUUGACUGGGACUCAGUUCAUUAUACCAAGUCAAAUCGACCCCGAAGUCUUGAAAGAACUUCCUCUAGAUAUCAGGUCAAGAUUAAUGGCUCAAAGUAAGAGCUUGCCUGCCUCAAGAGAACACACUCCUAGUAUGCCCGUGAAAGAUACCUUGUUUGAAAGUCCAGUCAAACCCAAAUUCUCUUCUUAUAUGCCUCCACAACUCGAUCCCGAAGUAUUUGAUGCACUGCCUGAAGAAAUGAAAGCAGAAAUACUAGAAAGUUAUAAAUCACAAAUUUCACAUCCAGUACCAGUGGUACAAACGAUUCUUCCUCAGUCACCUCGCAAAAAUAGAACAAUAACUGGUAAAAAGCCGCCAACUCCUAUCAAGAAACGGGGACGAGGUAGACCUCCCGGGCCUAGGAUCAAACCUGAACCUCCAGGUGGUCCACUUCAAUCGAAAUUUGUCGCCAACCCUCCUAGAAGAGAAGCCUCAACCGAUACUGGCGAUGAUACCGAUGUUCUCGAUCCAGAAUUCCUCGCUGCAUUACCUGAAGAUAUGCGCGAAGAAAUAAUAGCCGAACAUCGACGAAAGCGCUUACAGAAACGUGGUGGACUCAUGACAUCUACAGUCAAAAAAAUAAAGAAACCAGAUCCAGCUCCAUUAGGACCGCGAAGAAUCCGCUUACCUCCUAAACCUGCAAAGCCCACUUUCACAACGCAGGAAUUGAGUACACUAGAGGAACUCAGGGAGACACUUACAAUCUGGUAUCGUGAAUUCGAAAGUGAAGGCCCACAUCCAGAUGAUGUCUCUGCGAUGGAGAGGUAUUUAAGAAGAGUCAUUUUGGACGAGAGGGACUUGGCAAAAGUGGUAGGCGUUGUGAAAUGGUUGGGAUGGUUAAUAGAUGAUAGUGAAGUUGUAGGAAAAGGAAAACGACACUGGGAAAAAGCAUACGUGGAUGUAUGUUGUAAGAUUCAGGAGGCUGUUAAGGAGAGAGGAUUGGGUAGACUUGAUUUCUAAUGUAUUUAUAUCUAGAUCAUUAACUAGCUAUCAGUCUACUGAUUUAACCUACUCCUUAGUGUAAAAUUAAGCGUGAAAUAGACUUCA
Molecule: messenger RNA, 3995 nt
Organism: Botrytis cinerea B05.10
Lineage: Eukaryota; Fungi; Ascomycota; Leotiomycetes; Helotiales; Sclerotiniaceae
Gene: Bcrev1
Product: Bcrev1
Exons: 1
Coding region: 138-3908 (1256 amino acids)
Biological process (GO): error-prone translesion synthesis; error-free translesion synthesis
Cellular component (GO): nucleus
Molecular function (GO): damaged DNA binding; deoxycytidyl transferase activity; DNA-directed DNA polymerase activity
Source: RefSeq, a predicted model, not a curated record